Pocillopora meandrina is the source of this 2412-nucleotide messenger RNA. The record is from the annotation of a GenBank genome assembly. NCBI's taxonomy places the organism in Eukaryota, Metazoa, Cnidaria, Anthozoa, Scleractinia, Pocilloporidae.
AUGAUCAAUGAUGAUGAUAAUAAUGACGAUGACGAUGAUAAUAAUGAUGAUAGUGACAAGGUCAGUGAUAAGAUAAUAGUCUCACUUGGCCUUUUCAAAUUGACUAAGACAUUUUUUUGAAUGCAUUAACAAGUUUGUACAAUUUUCACUGUCUAGCGAUUGCUCGUUUGGUACAUUUGAAAUUUUUGUUGCUAGCUCCGUGGUGUCCUGGAUAUUUUUUUGUUUCCAAUUUGUUAAGUAUACUAAAUAAAUGCCCUAUUCUAAUCAAAAUGAUAUCAACCCACCAGAAGUCGGAGACAAUGCUUUGCUGUAGUCUGAUCAUGCGGAAAAAUAAAAACAUAUUAAAAUAGCUAGUCAUUUCCUAAAGAAAUGGACCCAAAACUAGAAUAAGUCAUAAAUUGGAGAAAGAAAGCAGAAAUAUAGUUGUGCUUCCCAAAAAGGUAUCUCCUAUUGGGAGCAGGACAGCAAAUGUUUCGGUAUGUAUACACCCAGAGAUAUUGGUGUUUCAAGAAGAUCCGUCGGCCCGCUAUCGCCUGCUUUGUUCAUUUGAUCUUACAAUCCGAAAAUGCCUUGCACAGAAUAAGUAGAGUUUAUCAUAUCUUCACGCAUAUUUUAAAUUCCGGAGGUAUUAAUUAAAAGGUCUCGAAUUCUGGAGCAUUCUGUGCAGCAGCAAUUUUUUCCAAUCACCACCCAAGGACAGGUAUAACCUAAUUAGCAGAAACUUUUGUUGUAAAGAAAGACAAACAAAGCCAUUUCUGGAGAAAGUCUCAAAUGGCCGAAAGAAAACAUGGCGACCAGUUACAGUAAGGCGAUAGUUGUUUGGAAUCAACAACACUAUCCAAAGUUCAACGUUUGGGUGUGGGCGUCAAUAUUCAAUUACCGAAUUUACCACGGCUUUUCCACACGAAAAUAUAUGUAUGUACAUACAAGUUAAAGAAUCAAAGAUGACGCAUCGACUCUGUGUGACUCCGAGUAUCGCGCCGAAGCGCUCGUCAGACAGAACUUUCUAUAUAUAUAUAUUUGAAGAAUUUGUAUUCAAUUACCGAAUUUAUUACGGCUUUUCCACACGAAUAUAUGUAUGUAUAUAUAUAUAUAUAUAUAUAUAUAUAUAUAUAUAUAUAUAUCGAGAGAAAACAUUAAAAUUUCUAAAUAAUUGAGUGCAUUGUUUCUUGUUUGAAAAGUCAAAAAAUAAUAUAAUUUAUCUUGUGUUCAUCUCAAAACUAUAUAACCACGGAAACUUUUGUUGUAAAGAAAAGUUCAACGUUUGGGUGUGGGCGUCCUAUAAGUAAGUCAAUAUUCUGUAAAAAAAUGCAUCGACUAAGGAUUUUUGAAGAAUUUGUAUUCAAUUACCGAAUUUACCACGGCUUUUCCACACGAAAAUAUAUGUAUGUACAUACAAGUUAAAGAAUCAAAGAUGACGCAUCGACUCUGUGUGACUCCGAGUAUCGCGCCGAAGCGCUCGUCAGACAGAACUUUCUAUAUAUAUAUAUUUGAAGAAUUUGUAUUCAAUUACCGAAUUUAUUACGGCUUUUCCACACGAAUAUAUGUAUGUAUAUAUAUAUAUAUAUAUAUAUCGAGAGAAAACAUUAAAAUUUCUAAAUAAUUGAGUGCAUUGUUUCUUGUUUGAAAAGUCAAAAAAUAAUAUAAUUUAUCUUGUGUUCAUCUCAAAACUAUAUAACCACGGCAUAGGCUUCUGUAAAUAUUGUAAAUUGUGAUCAGCUCACCUUUGGGCGAUGGUGUUGUUGGCGGAUCUGGUAAAAAAAUAAAAGGGAGAGAAAAUUAAUACCGUUUGGUUUCCUAAAAUUAGAAUGUGGCUAUCUUUUUUAAAAAAAAUGAAGAACUACUGUCACCUUAUCCUUUAUUUUUAAGCGACAGGAGUUUUUUCGCUCAUCCCCGUUGUUUACUUUGGGGUCACAGUAACAAUGACUACGACAUGACGAUGACAAUAACAUGAACAAUGAUAAUUAUAAUGAUGACGAUGAUGAUGAUGAUGAUGAUGAUAAUUUAUUCUAAGUGAAUGAGUGUAUUAUUGCUUGUUUGAAAAGUCAAAAUAUGUAAAAAUGUCUCGCGUGUUCAUUUCAAAACUAAUUAACUACAAUAUAGACUUCUGUAAAUAUUGUAAAUUGUGAUCAGCUCACCUUUGAGCGGGGUUGGUGUAAUCAGAUCUAGAAGAAAAAAAAAAAAAUGGGGGAAAUUAAUACCGUUUGAUUUCCUAACAUCAGAAUGCGGCUUUCUUUUCACAAAAUGAAGAGCUGCUGUGACCUUAUUCUUUAUUUUAAAGCGGCAGGAAUUUUCUUGCACAUCCCGUUGUUUCUUGUGGGUCACAAUAACAAUGACCAUGACGAUGAUAACGAAAUGAUCAAUGAUGAUGAUAAUAAUGACGAUGACGAUGAUAAUAAUGAUGAUAGUGAC